Messenger RNA from Branchiostoma belcheri (Belcher's lancelet), 1611 nucleotides. RefSeq names its product sialic acid synthase-like. The transcript has 7 exons. The coding region runs from base 103 to 1173 and encodes 356 amino acids. Lineage: Eukaryota; Metazoa; Chordata; Leptocardii; Amphioxiformes; Branchiostomatidae. Gene Ontology annotation, molecular function: N-acylneuraminate-9-phosphate synthase activity. The record is from RefSeq and is a predicted model, not a curated record. Gene Ontology annotation, biological process: carbohydrate biosynthetic process.
GCGCCUACAUUAAGGCCUCUUCGACGUGGGACCUGGUCGGCUUUAACUCGGUUGAAACCAGAAUUUUUGUUUUUGCGAAUUUUUAGCACAUUUUCACCCAAAAUGUCGGUAGAAUUUGAACUAGCGCCCGGCCGCAUGGUGGGAGGAGACCACCCCUGCUUUGUGGUGGCAGAAAUCGGACAGAAUCACCAGGGGGACAUCAACAUCGCCAAAGAGAUGAUCAAGAAAGCUAAGGAGGCUGGUGCAGAUGCGGCCAAGUUCCAGAAGAGUGAACUAACGAGGCGGUUCAACCGCGCGGCCCUGGCUCGGCCGUACACCAGCCCGAACGCCUGGGGACCGACCUACGGCGAGCACAAGCAGCACCUCGAGUUCAGCCACGACCAGUACAGGGAGCUCCAGGCCUACGCCAAACAACAAGGCAUCUACUUCUUCGCUUCGGCUAUGGACGAGAAAGCUGCAGACUUCCUGGCUGAUGAGUUGGACGUCCCGUUCAUCAAAGUCGCUUCAGCUGACGCCAACAACCUGCCCUACCUGAAGCACACCGCCAGUAAAGGAAAACCUAUGAUCCUGUCGUCCGGUAUGCAGUCCAUGGGCAUCAUGGAGCGGGCCGUGAGCACCGUGACUCAGAACAUGCCGGGCGACAAGCGCCUGGUCGUCAUGCAGUGUACCAGCACGUACCCCCUCCCCCCGGCAGACGUACAUCUCACCUGUAUAAAUCUUUUCAAGGAAAAGUUUCCCCACGCCGUGAUCGGGUACUCUGGGCACGAGUCGGGCAUCUCCAUCUCCCUGGCGGCUGUCGCUCUCGGCGCCAAGGUCGUAGAGCGUCACGUGACCCUGGACAAGUCCUGGAAGGGCUCUGACCACGCCGCGUCUCUGACGUUUGAAGAGUUGAAGGACCUGUGCGACAACAUCCGGAUCGUGGAGACGGCUCUGGGCAAACCUAUCAAGGAACCGCGCCCCAGCGAGCAGGGACUCUUCAAGAAGCUGGGUAAGAGUGUGGUAGCUGCCUGCGCCAUCCCGGCCGGGACCAAGCUGACCAUCGACCACCUGUGCGUGAAGGCGGCCGAGCCGUUCGGCAUCCCGCCUGACCAGAUCUACGAGCUGGUUGGUCAGACCGUUACCAAGGCAAUCGAAGAGGACGCGACCAUUCCGAAAGAAGCUCUGGCGGCUUAGGGGAGGACAGGCAUCGGCACUGUAUGCACUCUCAUACAAUAACUACAACUAGUAACAGAUAACGUUAUAGAUUUGUGAUCUAUUGGGGGAUUGAAUAGAAAAAUUAUGCUUUGCUGUACAUUGCUAUGCGAGGCAAUAUCUAUUAUGGAAAUGAAAUAUCAUUAACAGCAAAUUUUCUGGAAAACGUUUGUAGAUAUUUAUGUGCUAUAAGCCAUAAGAUUACUGCGUUGGGAUGGUAUUUCUAUAGCAAAGAUGAGUAUAGUCCUGCGUGCAUUUAGAAUGCUAUCUAGACAUUGAUUUUCUUGCAAUGGGAACACGGCAUUUCAUGUGCCUUCUUAGAAAAUGUAAUGUUUACAAACGGACACAUCUUUGUAUUCUGGCACUUUUCAGAAUUAGAUUUGGGAGAAGCCUACAAAAUAAACGGUAUAAACAAGAAAA